UUUCUCUGUUUCUGAACGAAUAGAUUCGUGUCAUCGCAUAGUUGUUUAUAAUUUGGGAAGCUUGGGUUUCAUUAAUGAAAUUUAAUGAUAACAAAAACUAAAAAUGAGUGAAAAACUAAAAGAAUUACGUGAACGAUCACAAAAACGCAAGAAAUUGUUGGCACAAACUCUUGGUGUUUCAAGUGUGAGUGAGUUGAGGCAGGCUUUAGGAGCUACCUUAGAUGUUCCGGCAAAGAAACAAGCGGUUCCUGGUGGUGGAAAUGAGGGAGGUGACAAACCAGUGGCCAAGGAUCAACCAGAUGAACUGGUUUACACCGAUUCUUCUACUUUCUUGAAGGGCACUCAAUCAUCAAACCCUCACAACGACUACUGCCAGCACUUCGUAGACACCGGACAGAGGCCACAGAACUUCAUCAGAGAUGUGGGACUCGCAGACCGGUUCGAAGAGUACCCUAAACUCCGGGAGCUGAUCAAGUUGAAGGAUGACCUGAUAGCGCAGACUGCUACUCCUCCUAUGUAUUUGAAGUGUGAUUUGAAGACAUUUGACCUGAAGCAGAUGGGUAACAAGUUCGACGUGAUCCUGGUGGAACCUCCCCUGGGGUCCGGCUGGCGUUGGCAGGAUGUCCUGGCUCUGGACCUGCAGCAGAUUGCUCAGGCGCGCUCGUUCAUAUUCCUGUGGUGUGGGAGCUCGGAAGGCCUAGACAUGGGCAGAGAAUGCCUCAAGAAGUGGGGCUUCCGUCGCUGCGAGGAUAUUUGUUGGAUUAAAACUAACAUCAAAAACCCUGGACAUUCCAAGAACCUUGAGCACAAUGCUGUGUUCCAGAGGACGAAGGAACAUUGUCUGAUGGGCAUUAAGGGCACAGUCAGGCGGUCGGUGGACGGUGACUUCAUACAUGCCAAUGUGGACAUAGAUCUGAUCAUAUCUGAGGAUCCUGAGUUUGGAAGCAGUGAGAAGCCGAUUGAGAUAUUCCAUAUCAUGGAGCAUUUUUGUUUGGGGAGGAGAAGAAUCCACCUAUUCGGGCGCGACUCCACGAUCAGACCGGGCUGGGUCACUAUAGGCCAUGAGCUGACCAACUCCAAUUUCAACGCGGAACUCUAUGCUUCAUACUUCACGGAGGGCCGGGAGAGUACUGGGUGUACCGAGAGGAUCGAGGCACUCCGUCCUAAGAGCCCUCCCAACACUAGUAAGGGGGCCCGGCCUAGAGGACGAGGGGGAUUUAGGGGGAGAGGUCGAGGAAGGGGAGCGCUAUAGUGCGUUUGGUAGGGGAUAAAACUGGUAGUAUCAUUUUGAAGCUGAAAUGGAUCAAUGAUGGUCUGUGAUCAGAAUAAGGCCUACACAAUGGCGUUUUGAUGAUGAGACUUGGAAUGAUAAUGAGUAAGUGAUGAUUGGGGGAUCCCCUUUUAGUGGGACCGACUCAUGCAGCUGAAAUUAUUGCUGAGUUAGAUUUCUUACUCAAAAUCCAAGGCAGAAGGUUUUACAGGCGUGUAAUGUACUACAUUUUUAUCUUCAGCGAAAAUAGAUUUAUUUUAUUUUUAUACUAGAUAAUGGAUAUAAGAGUUGUAUAGUGACGAAUUUGUAUUGAAACAAAAUUGUUGUUCUGUCAAUAUCAUAAAUAUUACUUGUUGAUAUUUGUUGUUCUAGUAGGUGGGAACCCUGACUGGUUGUUACUUGGCUUGUCUUUUGGUAAAAAUACCGUAAUGUAAGAGCUAAGUUCAAUAAUUGCUUGUACAAUGCACAAAUGUAAUGAAAGCUAAAGACCUAUGUAAGGAUGGUACAAGCUAGCACUCUCUACAGCCAAUUUUCGUCCCUAAGCUAAAUAUUUACCUUACGUAAUAUGAUAGGGCUGAGUGGCUAGAUAGAAUACAACUCCACAGACCAUACACUACAUUUUAAUUAAGGUACCAAGAGCCUCGAUCCUGGAUGAUAGGGUCAAGCGACCUCGAUGCAAAUCAUUUCCAACGGCCUGUCUAAAAGUCAUUGGUGGAGGCCUAUUUACCCGACUGCGCCAGGAGGAGAGUUAUUUCUAUGCAGUACUAUGCAGUGAUGAUGAUGACGGUCAAUCAACACAGCAUGUUAUAAUCAUUUGCUCUAGUACUAAUUUACCCAUUGGUAUUGAACGUAGAUUUAUGCGAGACACAAUGUAUUUUCUAUUAUGUCUCAUAUACCGACAGACAAGAGGUUAAAACUUGAUUACUAUUAUUUAUAGAGGUUUUCAUAAGAAAAUAUAGUAUGCCAAUAAACAACAAUUUGUUGCGAAUAUAAUUAUUUUGAUAUCGUACCAAGUCCAGCAGGGUGUUUGACUAAUUAUAAUGUACCAAGUAUUUAGUUUGUAAGAAUUACAAUGAGUAUUUUGUGUAAUGUGAAAUAAUAAACAUGUUUUGAUGAAAA
Messenger RNA from Spodoptera frugiperda (fall armyworm), 2389 nucleotides. It is a transcript of the gene Mettl14, whose product is annotated as N6-adenosine-methyltransferase non-catalytic subunit. The transcript is spliced from 7 exons. Bases 104 to 1252 code for a protein of 382 amino acids. Lineage: Eukaryota; Metazoa; Arthropoda; Insecta; Lepidoptera; Noctuidae. The record is from RefSeq and is a predicted model, not a curated record. Gene Ontology annotation, cellular component: nucleus; RNA N6-methyladenosine methyltransferase complex. Gene Ontology annotation, molecular function: mRNA binding.